AAGGUUCAGUGGAGAAUCCAUAUGGUUACAGACUCGCAUAACUUAAAGGAUAAAACCCCUUGUUAUGAGCCAAAAAUCAGAAUAUUCUCAAAUAUCAACUAUAGUUUUCUUAAUGAAAUAAUUGGGAAUAUUAUACGGAAACUCCAGUAGUAAAUUCAGCUGUUUACUUUUCCCUAUAUAUAGCAUCCACAUCUAACCACUUUCAAGCAGUUCCUUAAAGCUCCAACAACCUCUGUAAACUCUCCAAGCAUGACAACUUCAACUUCAACCGCUCAACUAUUUCAAGAUUUCCAAGGGGACUUUUACUCCAGAAGAUUGCUACUACAUACCCCCCUUUACCACUCACCAACUGCAGCAGCUCCUCCAGCUCCUGGAUAUAGCCAGGAGGCAUCAGAGCCUUAUACAGGCAAUAACAGUUUUGAUGCAAAUGUUGUUAUGGUCCUCUCAGUCCUCCUGUGUGCUCUAAUUUGCUCACUUGGAUUAAAUUCCAUCAUUAGGUGUGCAUUAAGGUGCUCUAGUUUAGUAGCUUCCAGGUCUGCUGACAAUUCUUCAGCUGGUUUAGCCAAUACAGGAGUCAAGCGAAAAGCAUUAAAGACUUUCCCAACAGUAAAUUACUCAACUGAUUUAAAUCUACCUGGAUUGGACACAGAAUGUGCAAUAUGUCUCUCAGAGUUUACACCUGGUGAACGUGUGCGCCUUCUUCCCAAAUGCAACCAUGGAUUCCAUGUCCGGUGUAUUGACAAGUGGCUCAGCUCACACUCAUCUUGCCCUACAUGUAGGCACUGCCUGAUUGAGACAUGCCAAAAGAUUGUUGGUUGUAGCCAGACAAGCUCUUCAGAUCCUCCAGUGCAAGAAAGCAUUGUAAACAUAGCACCACUAGAACCUGAAGCUUUGAUACGCAGUUAUAGAGGAACUAGCUAAUUUUUCUUUUCUUUAAUUGUAUGCUACAUUAGCUUAAGUUGACCCAGAUCUCUAAAGAUGGCUUAUCAUAGGUUAAAGCUUACCAUUCAGAAGUGUAGUACAGAUGUAAAUAUGUAUAGAGUUUGGAAUUGUAACUUAUUUCAAGUUCUCCUCAAUGUUUAGAAACUAAUACCAAAAUGUAAAUAUGUGCAAUUUCAAUAGCA
This is a messenger RNA of Ricinus communis (castor bean), 1124 nucleotides long. Its product is annotated as RING-H2 finger protein ATL78. The record is from RefSeq and is a predicted model, not a curated record. Gene Ontology annotation, molecular function: transferase activity. Gene Ontology annotation, biological process: protein ubiquitination. Bases 250 to 921 code for a protein of 223 amino acids. NCBI's taxonomy places the organism in Eukaryota, Viridiplantae, Streptophyta, Magnoliopsida, Malpighiales, Euphorbiaceae. The transcript has a single exon.